Messenger RNA from Pipistrellus kuhlii (Kuhl's pipistrelle), 3346 nucleotides. RefSeq names its product MORC family CW-type zinc finger 1 (gene MORC1). The record is from RefSeq and is a predicted model, not a curated record. NCBI's taxonomy places the organism in Eukaryota, Metazoa, Chordata, Mammalia, Chiroptera, Vespertilionidae. The coding region runs from base 1 to 2823 and encodes 940 amino acids. The transcript has 26 exons. Gene Ontology annotation, cellular component: nucleus. Gene Ontology annotation, molecular function: zinc ion binding.
AUGGAAGAACAAGAAAAUUCUUCAGAAGAAGAGCUAAAUGAAAUGGAGAAUAAACUGGAAGGAAUAAACAUUAGUCUUGAUGAAGCAGAAGAUUGCAUCAGUGAUUUGGAAGACAAGCCACCUAAAACACUUUUGUGGAUUACAGGGGAAGCCUCAGAUAUUAUUUACUUUGGAACAUCCAAGAAACGGUUAUCAACCUUGAAGUUUAUUGGGCAAUAUGGCAAUGGUCUUAAAAGUGGGUCCAUGAGGAUUGGAAAAGACUUUAUUCUUUUCACAAAGAAGGAAGAAACGAUGACCUGUGUGUUUUUUUCUCAGACAUUCUGUGAAGGAGAAGGUCUGAGUGAGGUUGUAGUUCCAAUGCCUUCAUGGUUAACAAAAACCAGAGAAUCUGUCACAGAUGAUCCUCAGAAAUUGUCAACGGAAUUGUCUAUAAUUUAUAAGUACUCUCCAUAUAAAACCGAGGCUGAAUUAAUGCGGCAAUUUGAUUUAAUCUAUGGGAAAUGUGGUACUUUGCUGGUUAUUUAUAACUUGAAGCUUCUGCUCAGUGGAGAACCAGAGUUGGAUGUUAAAACUGACAAGGAAGAUAUACUGAUGGCCGAAGCUCUUGAGGAUUUCCCAGAGAGAUGGUCAUUCAGAGCCUACACCUCUGUUCUGUAUUUUGACCCUUGGAUGAGAAUAUUUAUUCAGGCCAAAAAAGUCAAAACAAAACACCUAUAUCAUUGCCUCUAUACACCCAGAAAGUAUCUGUAUAUCACAUCUUCUUUUAAAGGAGCAUUUAAAAAUGAAGUUAAAAAGGCAGAAGAAGCAGUAAAUAUUGCUGAACUCGUAUUGAAAGAUGCUCGAAUUAGGGUCAACCAGCCUGAUAGAACUCCCUUGUCUUCUCCUGCCAAGGACGCAUUACAGAAAGCUUUGGAAGAUGUGGAAGCAAAGCGUAAGAUUCUUAAAGAGAAACAGAGACAAUUAAAAACAGCAAGGACACUCUCUCUAUUCUUUGGAGUGAACAUCGAAAACCGAAACCACGCUGGGAUGUUCAUUUACAGUAAUAACCGCUUGAUCAAGAUGCAUGAAAAAGUGGGCCCACAGUUGAAACUGAAGUCCUUGCUUGGUGCAGGUGUGAUUGGGAUUGUCAAUAUACCUUUGGAGAUCAUGGAACCAUCUCAUAAUAAGCAGGAAUUUCUCAACGUCCAAGAAUAUAAUCAUCUACUAAGAGUCAUGGGACAGUUCUUGGUCCAGUACUGUAAGGACACCGGGAUCAGUAAUAGAAACCUAACAUUGUUUUGGAAUGAAUCUGGAUACCAGAAUAACAAGGACACAGAGAGGUCUUUAGAGUCUAUUCAGUAUCAAAGAAGACAAGCCAUGGCCAUCCCAUUCAUCAUUCAGUGUGAUCUUUGCCUUAAAUGGAGAGUCUUGCCUCCCUCUACUGAUUAUGAGGAAAAAGAACUUUUGGACAUCUGGAUUUGUGCCAAUAACCCUAACCUCUCAGAAAACAGUUGUCAUCAGGUGGAACGCUUACCUUCCAUCCCCCUGGGCACCAUGAGCACAGUAUCACCAUCAAAAAAUGAGAAAGAGAAGCGACUUCAGGAGUCAGUCCGAAGGUAUCAGGAUCAACUGGCAGAACAGCAGCUGAAGCCUCAAUUUAUACCAACAAGCAGGAUCCCUGAGUCCACUACCAUCUGCCAGAUUUCAGCACCUAAGGAAAAUACAAAACCUCGGAAAAUCAGGCCUUUGAGUUAUGACUUGAAGCAUGAGUCUCUUGCAUCCUCUGAGCUCUCCGCUGACCAAAGAAGCUGGAAGAGUAAAACGGAAGGGACGGACUCUGAUGUGGAGUUCGUUUCAGAAACUAAAGUGAUGAAGUCUACAAGGAAGAAAUCAGAGCCACAGCAGAGACACCCAGCCGCCCUCCCAGAAAAGGUCAGACUCACUGAAAGAUCCCAGGCCUCUUCUUGGGAAAUGAAAAGGAAGCAGAAUCAGAACCUUGUGCAAGGAUGUCAGGAUUUGAUUGAAGUUGAAACCAGCAACAGUGAUCAAGAUAUAAUCCUGGUUUUAGAUCAAAGUGGCAGCAAUGUUUUCUUGAAACAUGAAAAAAAGGAAGGUCCUCUUAUGAAAAAAGAAAAACAAGAGCAGUGCAGUGACAUUGCAGAAAUAAAGAGAAACUCUUCAUUACCUAACUGGAAAAGACUUAGCAACAUACCAGUGGGAAACUUAUGUCCAAGUUCUGGACAUAAACCCAGAGUUGCUGUGAGUAGUGGCUGUGAAGUUGGUUCUUCGCUGACAAAGUCUUCUCAGAGCCCAUCUGUCAAGGAAACAGUAAGAAAACUGACAUCUAAUUUAUGGGAGAUUAUCCUAUAUUUCUUUCCUGAGUAUCAGCUACCAUCAGAAAUUGGCUACUCAUCUGUGGAGGAAUUUGUGGCAAGCUUGGAGCUGGAGCAGUGCACAGAGCAGACAAACAGAAAGCUGAAAAUGUGUUUCCAACAGAUCCAGGAUGUAUACAUGGCCCAAUAUGAAAAAAACCUGAAGAGAAAAAUGCAGUCUAUUAUCUAUGAUGCCAACAUAAGAGGAGUGAUUAAUGAAAUAUCUCUGAUGCAAUGUGAACAAAAAAGAAAAGUUGCUGAAGAUAGACUGAAUAAUCUUCGUGUAAAACUGGCAGCAUUGCUGCAGAAACUGCAGCUGGGAGGUCCAGUAGGAGACAUGGAGCAGUUGGAUAGUUACUUAGAAGCUUUGCUUAAAGAAGGUCAUCUUUUGGGGAACGCUUUCAGUAAAGGGAGUACAGAUGCAGGACAUGAUCUCCCUUUAGGGAACAAUGAAAGUACUUCUCAAAACUAAAAGUCAGAAAAGCCAUUCCUUUCUUUAAAAUGCUAAUAAGAAAAAGGAAACUUACUUUCAAAAAAAUAUUUCCUCUUGUACUUGUUAUUGUGAAGUUCGUCCUGUUUGACACUGAAGAAAUUGUACUAGUUAUACUUUGGAAAUGGAGAGUGAUGAACAAUUUACAUACUUCCCGUCCUACUCCCUAACUCUUUCUGUUCUUUCAGAAACUAUUUCUUGAGUUUUGUAAUUCCCAUGUGAGCAACUAAGAAAGAUGGAAAUGCCAUUUAGGCUUAAAUUUUGGUUUUAUUUAAAAGACUGUAAAAACUGGAAAACAGUGAUUAUCAAAAUCUAUACACAAAGAACUACAGAAUCACCUCCUUCUGAAACUUGUGUUAAAAAAGACAGGAAUUAUGCCCUUUCUCCACCACAGCUAAUACUCAACAGAAAAUACAAAUAUUCAAAAACCUUUGAGCUAUUGUAUAGAUGUCAUAAUUUUCUUAUUGAACUAUUGUAAAAGAAACACUCUUCUAAGUAUGAUAUG